Messenger RNA from Hemibagrus wyckioides, 2974 nucleotides. It is a transcript of the gene cactin, whose product is annotated as cactin. The transcript is spliced from 10 exons. Gene Ontology annotation, molecular function: protein binding. Lineage: Eukaryota; Metazoa; Chordata; Actinopteri; Siluriformes; Bagridae. Bases 43 to 2643 code for a protein of 866 amino acids. Gene Ontology annotation, cellular component: cytoplasm; spliceosomal complex. The record is from RefSeq and is a predicted model, not a curated record. Gene Ontology annotation, biological process: negative regulation of innate immune response; mRNA cis splicing, via spliceosome.
GACUCGUUCUUUGCAGGACCCCAAACGUAAAGGCGAACAGACAUGGGCACGAAGAAACACCAGCGAUCCAGGUCUCGGAGUCGCUCAAAGGAAAGGAAUAAGAGUAGAGUAGUGCGAUCACGGUCUCCGGAGAGACACGAAAGAAACCGACAUGCUGAAAGUUCACGGAGAAAGGCUCGGUCUGAGAGCAGCGGGUCCAGAAGCAGUGAUGCCUCCAGGGAGAGAAGACACAGACCAGCCGCCCGCUCGAGUGAUUCAGACAGCGAGGACCGGGCGAGGAGACCCCGCUCACGGGGAGACUCUAGAGACAGGAACAGCUCACCGUUUGAUGACCAUGGUAGAAAGAAACACAGUAAGAAGAGUCAAAAAAAGGAGAAACAUGAACGCAGGCAGAGCAGGAGUUCAUCUUGUUCCAGCGCACGCUCCAGUGCGGAGAGACGGCGUGUGAGGGACGGAGACAGCAGCGACAGAGACAGGAGGAGGAGACGGAGGAGUGCCGAGCGCAGGAGCAAGAGCCCCAGCCGAGAGAGACGGCGGGAGCGAGAUGAAGAGAGGAGGAGGAGCAGAGGGAGGGAAAGGAGGAGCAAGGACAGGGACUGUAAAAAGAAGUGGAACGAUCGUGAUGACAGCAAGGACAGACGGAAGAGAAGGGGGUCGCGCUCGGGGUCGUCUGUGUCCUCCGGGUCUUCUGCUUCUGAGCAGGGCGACAAAAAAGAAGGACAAGUUUCGGCCAAAGAGGAGCAGAAGAAGCAGAAGGAGUUGUUGAAGGCUUUGGAGACUCCAGAGGAGAAGAGAGCUCGUCGACUCGCUAAGAAAGAAGCCAAGGAGAGGAAGAAGCGUGAGAAAAUGGGCUGGAGUGAAGAGUACAUGGGAUACACUAAUGCAGACAACCCGUUUGGCGACAAUAACCUGCUGGGCACCUUCAAAUGGCAGAAGGCUCUUGAGUUGAAGGGAAUUGGGCACUUGGGUGAAAAGGAGCUAAAGGAAAGAAACAAGCUUAUCCAGGAGGAGAAUCGCAGGGAGCUGCAGAAGGUGAAGCAGUUACGUCUGGAGCGAGAACGGGAGAAGGCCAUGAGGGAGCAGGAGUUAGAGAUGCUGCAGAGAGAGAAGGAAGCUGAGCAUUUUAAAACCUGGGCAGAGCAAGAGGAUAACUUUCAUCUGCAUCAGGCCAAGCUCAGGUCUAAGAUCCGCAUCCGAGACGGCCGAGCCAAGCCCAUUGACCUGCUGGCCAAAUACAUCAGCGCUGAGGAUGAUGACUUGUCUGUAGAGAUGCACGAACCGUACACCUUCCUGAACGGACUCACCGUCACAGACAUGGACGACCUGCUGGAGGACAUCAAGGUGUAUAUGGAGCUGGAACAGGGGAAGAAUGUGGAUUUUUGGAGAGACAUGACCACAAUCACAGAGGACGAGAUCAACAAACUGCGCAAACUGGAAGCUUCAGGGAAAGGGCCAGGUGACCGCCGUGAGGGCAUCAACACUUCGGUGAGUAAAGAUGUGCAGUCGGUGUUCAAAGGUAAAACAUACAGCCAGCUGCAGGCACUGCACAUGAACAUCGAGAGUAAGAUCCAGGCCGGAGGCUCGAACCUGGACAUCGGCUACUGGGAGAGCCUGAUGCAGCAAGUGCGAGUCUACAUGGCACGAGCGAGACUGAGAGAGAGGCAUCAGGAUGUUCUGAGACAGAAACUCUAUAAGCUGAAGCAGGAGCAGGGGGUGGAAAGUGAACCACUCUUCCCCAUUAUCAAAGAGGAACCUGAAGAUGAGGAUCCAGUUACAAGUCAGGAGAAGCCUUCUAGAUCGUCUCCCUCACUGGCUGAUGGCGAGUCGCCAAAGCAGGCGGAAGAGAGUAAAGACAAAGAGGAAGAGGAUGCAGACGAGAGGCCAGGACCGAGCUCCACAGCCUCUGCAGAUAAGGAGGGAGGCGAGGGAGGAGGAGAAGGAGAGGGAGGCGAGGAGGGAGAAAAAAGCGGAGCAGUGGAGUCUGUGCUGACGGAGGAGGAUCUGAUCCAGCAGAGCCAGGCAGAGUACGACUCGGGCCGUUACAGUCCCGUGCUCCUGCAGCCCCCCGAGCUCCCGCUCGACACGCAUGUGGUGGAUGCAGAAGAAGACCUCCAGCGCCUCCAGCUCGCCCGCAGACAGCUGCAGGUCACAGGCGACGCCAACGAGAGCGCAGAGGACGCGUUUGUCCGACGUGCAAAAGAGGGCAUGGGGGGUGACGAGGCCCAGUUCAGCGUCGAGAUGCCCCUGACUGGGAAAAUGUACAUGUGGGCUGACAAAUACCGUCCACGCAAACCUCGCUUCUUCAACCGUGUGCACACGGGCUUCGAGUGGAACAAGUACAACCAGACCCACUACGAUUUUGACAACCCGCCCCCCAAAAUCGUCCAGGGUUACAAGUUCAACAUCUUCUAUCCGGACCUGAUUGACAAACGCUCCACGCCACAGUAUUUCCUUGAGCCGAGCCCCGACAACAAGGACUUCGGCAUCCUGCGUUUUCACGCCGGGCCUCCCUACGAGGACAUCGCCUUUAAGAUAGUCAACCGUGAAUGGGAGUACUCUCAUCGACAUGGCUUCCGCUGCCAGUUCGCCAACGGCAUCUUUCAGCUGUGGUUUCAUUUCAAGCGCUAUCGCUACAGAAGAUGAGGGCCUCAGUUUUAAGACAUCUGGACAAACUUUCAGCAUUUAAGUAUAAACUGCUAUGUGGAUACUUAAUUUCCUUAAGAUACUUUCACAUUGCAGUGCAGCAUUUCGUUAUUGAGUAAACAGUAAUCUUUACACCAGGUCUCAAUGGGAACAAAAGUGAUUUAAAAGAUGGGGAUGUACUGAAAAUGAUGAAAAAUGCAAAUUCUGUAUAUUUUUUUGGUACCGUAUAAGUGAAUUGACUAUCCUCGAGUCUAUUUAGUAUUAGAACGAUUAUAUUCUAGUGUUCGUCUUUCUAUUAUUUUGCAACAAUAAAAAUCUUUUUUUAAAACAA